Messenger RNA from Caenorhabditis auriculariae, 11481 nucleotides. Lineage: Eukaryota; Metazoa; Nematoda; Chromadorea; Rhabditida; Rhabditidae. The record is from the annotation of a GenBank genome assembly.
AUGAAGCUGGCGCUCGUUGCAGUGAUGGCUCUGAACAGCUUCGUCUUCUGGUUUUGGUAUUCGCAAAAGAAAAAUUUGGCGGAAACAGCUGGCGCCGCCAAUUUACGGCCUUUCGACUACCUCGAAAAGUUCAAUAGUAGGUUUAUGUUUUGGGGGAUCGAACCAGCGACCUCGGGAUCCAUAAUAUGCCCUCUUAGCCACUCGACAAAACCGUAAUUUCAGAUAUGACCGAGAUAAUGAACAACACCUGCGUUUGGCCGUUACUUUCACCAGCGCAACAGGAAAUCAAAAUUUUUAUUGGAGGUUGCAAGUGAGAAUUUUUACUAAUUUAAAGGCGCAUGGACCAAUUUGCAAAAAGGUCUUGAUGUAGAGACCCUUUUUCAAUGGUUUUCAAAUCUUUUGAACUUCCUGGCAGUUAUUUUUGAAUGUCAUUUUUUUAAGUUUUAAAGGCGCAUAUGCUGAAUUCAAUGAACGGGUCUUGAAGGGAAGAGCAGAUUUCAGCGUUAUUUGACGUUAUUUAAUCUUUUGAACUGCCCAGCCAGAGUUUUAGAGGGAGUUUAAAGGCUCAUAGAGUGAAUUUUAAAAAAGGUCUCGUAGCGAAGAGCAGAUUUCGGCGUUAUUUGGCGUCAUUCAACCCUUCGAACUCCACAGAAAAUUUGUUUUAAACAGAAUUUCGAAAGCGUACAGUAAUCCCCUACCGUAAUCCCGAUUUAGACCAAUUACUUGCCCAACAGACAUGUCCAACAUGGCUCAACUAUCAUUGGACGGGAUUCUAACCAUUUCUCAUGAUAUCAUUUCGAGAAGGAUCUCUGACCGUAAUCCGAAUUUCAAGUGAGGGUACGGUAUUCUACUGUGAAAGAUUUUCUCCAUUUUAAGCUGUUAUUACCUGGAUUUGGUGCAAAGCUGGGCGUGGACCAUUGUGAAAUCAAAGGAGGAAAUUUUGGUACGCGACGCGACACGCAGCGCGGCUGACGGAACUCGGAACUUGUUCAGAUUGAGCCGGACGUUCCCACGAAAGUGCCAUUCGAACAGUUUCUGGUCAUUUGCAAAGAUCCGUUCGGAAAUUAUAUUUACGAGAAGAGUUUUGUCAAUUUUGCGGCGAGGAGCUCGAAUUCUACCGAGGUUUGAAGGAAAAAUUCUUUUGAGGAUUAUACGAUUUUUCUUUAGACGGAAUUAAGAGAAGGAGAUUUGAAAGCGGCAGAUCCGGUGAGUUUUCGAGAAGAAAAAUGGUGAAAAAAGUGGAAUAAAUACUAGAAAAAGUUAAUUUUCAUAAAAAAAAAAGGCUAACUUGAGCUAGAAAAGAGCCUGAAGCCUUAAAUUUUUGAGACUUUGAAGUUUUUUGAAUUUUCUCUUCAACUUCCCUUGUACGCCAAGAAUUUCAAAAUUCAGAUUUUAGGAGCUCAAGACACGGUUUUGACGUUUCUGUUGGAGUUUUGAAAAUAACAAUAAUUCAAUACCAUUCUCAGAAACUGUUAGGAGUGCAGAAAAAUUAUGAAAAAUUCAGGAAUAAUUUGAAAAAUAAAUAAGUAAAGAAGGGAUUUCCGGCCUUACAGGGGAUUUUUCCCGCUUGGCUUAACUAUAUUUCUUUUUAAUUUUUUUGUUUGAAAGUUUCAAUUUGAAUAAUAUUUUCAUCAUUUUUUUAUAGAUACGUAAGAUUUCUGUGACUUCCAGGAAUCCCCAUCCCUAAUAAUCCUGGCUCUUCGCGGCGUUUCCCACAACCAAAUCAUGCGAAGAUUGCCAAAAUCGCUGCAAUUUAUGAAUGAUAAUGGAUUCAUCUCGGCCGCCAUGUUCAAUCAGGUCUUUUUUCGGCAAAACUUUUGUAGAAAUGAAAGAAUAAGUUUCAGAUAAGCCAAGAUAACGAUGAGAACUUGAUGGCGUCGAUCGGGGAUGGAGACGCCGACGGAAUUUGGAGCAAAAUGAGGGGUGAGAAAAAAUGGCCGCAGGGAUUUUUGGCUUGUGCGCUCCAUGGUUAAUUUAGGGAUUAUUUGUAGAGCAGAACAAAGACCAAAAAUGAAAAAAAAAUUGAUGAAAAUUUAACAUGAUUAUCAAAAAACAAAUUUUUUUAUUCAUACGAUUUGCCUUGGAGCGCAUUUUGGAAGAAAAUUAGGAAAAACAAUGAUAAAUUUUGAAAUAAAUGGUUACUGUGCUUUUCAGCUUGUGCGCUCCAUUUCUAAUUUUUUGCGUCUCUUGUAAUUACCUAGGUAACCCGAACGUUUCUGAGACACUCUAGUGACCACUUUAGCGGCAUCAACACCCCUUAAGUGAUCUCUUGGAUUGCUCAUAAUGGUCCGGGAUGCAUACGGCUCGGAGAGAAUUUGUCCUCGGGGGCAUUUUUAGUGACCACUUUAGUAGCGUCAGCACUCUUAAGUGAUUCCUAGAAUUGCUCAGAGGCGUCUGAUUUUUGUUCCCAAAGUUCGAGUCUAUGCAAAUUAGCCAUGGGGCGCAUUAUUGUAUCAAACAGAGGCUAUUUUUCUCAUUUUCAGAACGCGGCUGUGUAACCUUUCUCCACGACGACAUCCAAGGCGGAGCUCCUUUUGGGAGCAAUGUGACGAAAGAACUGGAUUUCGACUUUCAUACCAGGAUUUAUCAUUCCUAUAAUCUGGACAGAUUGAUAAGGCCUCCCUUUGUGGGCCAUUGCAUGGCCGAUGGAAAGGUUUGAGGGUUUUGGAGUUUUUUGAGGCAGAAAAUGAAUGUUUAUAUAGUCAAUGUUUCCCGACUUGAAAGGCGAGGGAGGCGGGGCAAGGGGUGGGACGCGUAGCGUGUGCAUUCGCGGUUCUUGGCACGAGUUCAAUUCAAUAGCCGCCGACUAUUUAAAAAGCUCGGCAGCCGCUCUUUUUCAAUUUUUUUUUACUAUUUUUUGAUGCACACAUGAACAUAAUCAUUAAAUAAUUGAAAAAGGAAUGAAAAAAGCGAAAAACGGGUUUUUCAAAGAGUAGAUGGCGGUUGAAUUGAACACGGGUCAAGAACCGCGAACGCACACGCUACGCGUCCCGCCCCUUGCCCCGCCUCCCUCGCCUUUCAAGUCGGGAAACAUUGACUAUAGCUGAGAUACCGCUUGAGCCAUUGGAAAAAGGGUCCUGACACGAUAAUAAAAAUACAGAUAACUUCUCAAAUAACUUGAAAUUUCUCAAAAAUCAGAAUUUUUUGAAUCUUUUCAAAUUUCUUCCAGAAGGUCAGAAGUUUGUAGGUUCUUGAAAGUAUGAAAAAUAUCAAUCUUUUUCAAAAAAAGUUCUAAUUUUCAGCUCAACGUUGAGGAUUACUUGGACGUUUGGCACCGUUUCUCGGCGAAAUUUCAAGAUUUUUGUCACUUUUCAAUCGCUUAUUUCUCGGGAAUCGGCGCGUAUGAUGACUGUAGUCUUGGCGCCAUGGAUCGGCUCUUGGUGUUGGUUUAAAUUUCCUGUAGAGACCACUCCAAAGUUUCUCAGCUUUAAGAAUACUGGGGAAACUUGUAGUGGCCCUUAAGAGACUCCUCAAGGAUUAUUUGGAGAGGACAUUCAAGUGGCCACCUUUGAAACCACCUUUGUAGAAACCAUUAUUUCGCUUUUUAGUGACCACUGUAGUACCACGUAGUCUUCUAAAGAGGCCGCUAAGUUUUAGCCACUUAAGUGACCACUAAAUUAAGUAUUAUAGUGGCCACUGAAACCAACUUUAUAGAAACCUUCUUAGUGUCCACUUUAGUAGUUCUUAGGAGUCUAGUAGUACCACUUAGACUUCUAAAGAGGCCACCAAGUUUUAGCCACUUAAGUGGCCACUAAAUAUUUCUCCAUUAAUCCAAUCUAAUUGAUUUUUUUCAGUCAAACUUUCGAAAAAUUCAAAUCCAACGGCUUGAUGAACACAACGGCGAUUGUACUACUCACCGACGGCGGGAACAGUAAAUCGUAAUAAUUUUUCUAAAUUCUCGCAAUUUCACUUAUUUUCCAGAGAUUUCUCUGCUACUAUCACCGGUUCCGUUGAAAUGAGACAUGGCGCGUUUCUAAUCAGGCUUCCGGAAGGUUUUGCGAUGAAGUUCCCGGAGAAGGCGCGCAAUUUGAAGAUUAACUCGAAUCGGUUUGGGAGCAAGAAGAAAUUCCAGUAAAUUAUUCGAGGAAAAUUUCCCAGAUUGAUGAGUAAUUGGGACGUCUAUGCGACGCUGUUGGAUCUCAACUCGGCAAAUGGGGAAACAGGUUUUUUUUUUGAGUUUCAAAAUGUCCCUUUAAGGGUUUUCACACGUUUUUUGUGUUCUUGAAAGAGUGGGCCGCAUUUUUUUUCCAUCGAAAGGCUUGUAGAAACUAAAAAAAUCAUUUUUUUCAGAAUUUUUGGUUCCUUUUUCUUUAAAAAAAUGAUAAUAUUGGGCUAAGAAGUCUCAGGUUCGAUUCUUUAUUAAUAUCAGAAAAAAAUUCCCUUUUUAAGGUUAUUAAUCUAUUUUUAAAAAAAGGAAGUUUUUGAAUUCGAUCCCUCGCCUAAAAAGCUUUUUUUGCAAUUUUUUUAAAAGAAAUUGAACCAGAAAACGACUAUCACGGUUGAAAAGACCCUAUUACUUCGUUCCACGCUCUAAAGAGCUUCAUUUUGACAAAAAAGCAAGGUCUUUGGUUCAAUCCCUCUCAAGAGCGGACUUUUUUUUGCCAUUUUCUGUUGACUUCUAAAAUUUUCUAUCAUUUGCCAUUUCUUGUAUAAACUACACCAGAAAUCUAUAAUCACGACUGAAAAAAAAUCCUUUUCUUCUCCUUUUAUCCUUCUUUGAGCCCUUCUGUGACUAUUAAGGUCUCUGGUUCAAUCCCUCUCAAGAGCGGACUUUUUUUUUGCCAUUUUUUGUGGGCUUUUAAAAUAUCCUUUCAUCAUAUAAAUGGACUUAGAUUUGACUUUUCACCUCGGAUCUUUUUUUGCCAUUUCUUGUAUCCCAUUUCUUUGAUCUCUUUUGAGACAAUUGAGAGACCCUCUGGUUCAAUCCCUCUAAGAGCCCAUCCUUUUUUGCCAUUUAUUUACUUUUCAUUUCAGCCGGUUCAUUGCUCAGCCGAAAACUCCCAAACGAUAGAAUUUGCUCUGACGCUGGAAUUUCAACGGAUAUGUGCCUUUGUGCGACGGAAAAAGACACUGAGAAGCAGAAAAGGUUUCAAAAAUUGAUAUUCGCAUGUAUUUUCGAUUUUUCCAAUGCAGAAAAUACAUAAUAGCCGUGGAUCAAGCGAUUCAAAAAGAGUUUUCAACGAUGAAAUGUGUUUAUGGGGCGUGGGUUCUCGACACGAAGAACUUGAAGGUUUUCGGAGUACGGUAUCAAUCGAGAAAGUGAACUGAAACGAGAGAACAUGGAGAAAAAAGAUUUUUUAGAGGUCCCGAGUUUGCUGACGUUCUCGUUCGCGUGAAUAUGCAUCCGAUCAAGGGGAAAUCGGCGGAUGAGAAGAUUACGGUAGGGGAACUGUCUGACCUGUCUGCGCUCUCUCCUGGUCAUGGAGAUUUUGAAAUAGCACGUAAACAGGAGAGAGCGCAGAGAAAUCAAACUUAUACCGAGUUUCCAUGUACCUUUGCUUUGUAAUACCAAAACGCGCGAGUAGUUUCUGGUAAAACCGAAAUUAAGCGACGCAUUGAGCCAUUCCAAAUGCGACCAAAACUUCAAUCUUCAUUGACUUUUCCAGCAAUUGAUCGAUUUUCGAGGCCGGGUGAGGAUCGAUUCAAACGAAGCCGAAUGGGUUGGACCUCUAAUUUUUCGAAAUUCCACGAUUCCUUGUGAAUUUUCCGGACUGGACAGGUUAAUUUUCAGAAAUUCCAGUGAUAAGGAGCAAUUUUUCAGCCUGUGCAAGACUUGCUUCUACAAUCUGCCCAAUUUUUGAGUUUUUAGUUUAGUUUUAUGAUUAUUUCAAAAAUCGUGCGGGUAUUUCAAUUUAUGAAAAAUGGGUUUCGCAUGUGCUCUAUGUGGAUUUCGCAUGAAAAUAAAUUAUUUUUUGAAAUUUGCCGUGUUUUUUUUCGUUGCAUGAAGUAGGAAUUUUUUUGCAUUUUUUUAUCCCAUAUUAAAAAAUAUGAAAUUUAUAGAUUGCAUGUGAAUAAAAUUGAAUUUGGCUGUAGCGUUUUUUUCAUCCGCAACGCCUUUGAGCCAUUCCAAGUGCGACCAGAGAAUUUUAGGAUUUUUUUAAAAAAAUCGUUCAUUUUUUUCGGAAAAAAAGGCUUUUUUUCUGUUUUUUUUUUACUCAUAAGUUCAAAAUUUCCGAUUUUUUAAAUUCGAGUCGAAAACUGAUCUCAAAAUUUCGUUCAUUGAACCGAUUUUUUUUUUGGAGAUUUUUGGGGCCCGCGAGAGAAAAAACUUCUAUAAACAUGUUCGAAUAAUUUAUUUUUCAGUGAAAAUUUCAAAAAAAGAUCUGUUUUCGCUUACAAGCGGCUUACUCAUAUCAAUUUCUAAUAUCACUACUUUCUGAAAAAUGAUUAUUCAUACUGUUCAAAGCUCUUCUUGAUAAUAAGGUCAAACUCUUUCAGCAAAUAGUUUAUUAUUUUUCAAAGCGCUAAGAUUUUUAUUUUUUCCGGUGAGUGAGCAGCCGAAAAAUGGCAUUCUUCUUCCUUUUCCGGUUUUCAGUUCGAAUUUCCAUGCUUCAACAAACGAGUAAAUAGGAAAAAGUCGUUUUGAUCAGAAGGAAAAUUUUUUUUAUUUUCGAAAGAAAGAAGUGCAAAAAAGACAAGAGAAAUUAAUUCAACCCCCCCUCCACUUCCAAAAAGUACAGAUGCAAGCUUCAUUGCCUUUAAUGAAUAUUGAUGGUCUCUGGAGGAAUAAAAGGAAUGCGUAGGCUUUUUUGGUUCAAAAACAAAGCUUUUAUGAAUUUUGUAAAGCUGCUUUGAAUUGAACAACUGGAAAAAUUAGAAAUCAUCAAAACUUUUUUAAGAGUAGGAAUUUUUUUCGGUCUGAAAAUUUAUCUUUCUGAAUAACCAUUUCAUAAACUCUCUUCUUAGUGAAACGAAGUCUCUUUGAUUACUCAUAUCAAAAAAUAAUUUCACCACUUUCUGAAAAAUGAUUACUCAUGGUUUUCAAAGUACCAAGCUCAAAAAUGAAGCCAAACUUGCUCAUUAAUUAAUUUUUUUGCGAGGCGCCAGAUUAUUUUUCCGGUGAGUGAGCAGCCAAAAAAUGUCAUUUUUCUUCGGUUUCCGGGUCCCUCCCUCAGUCAUUUCUCGAUUAUUAUGAGCUCUGUGGGAACUUUCUCCAAUGAACGGCCUUCCCUGCACAUCAGCGGCAUGUCUCUCAUUCUGGUUCUGUCGAUGACCAUCAGUUUCUGUUCGAUUUAUCUCGUCGUGUUCAAGUCCGGCAAAACGCCCUACAGAUAUCACUUGCUCUCCUACAUGGUCAGUUUUUUUAAAGAUUAAUUUUUUUGACGAGACAUUCGAAGAACGCCGUGGGUGGCAAAUGACGUGAAAAAUAUUUUGGCAUGGGAAAAAUAAGUAAAGUUCUUUUUCUAUUAGAAAAUCAUCCGGAGAAAAGAAAAAAAGGGUGUUGGUCGCUUAAAAUUGAAUUCAAGUUAUAUGGCCGCACUUUUGGAAUGGCCCAUCGAUCGCGUCGCGGUAAAAAAAAAUCCAAAAUUGUAGAAAAAGCGCCAAAGCUCGAAAAAUGGUGUUUUUAAACUAAAGGACCACUACGAGGAAGCGCAAAAAAAUCUUGAUGACCGCGUUUGGAAUGGAUUUCAACGCGUCGCGGAGUUCUGACCAUUUUUCAUAGAUAGAAAAAACAGGGUUUUCAGGUAUCAAAAAAGUCGAAAAAUAUUCAGAACCGCAUUUGAAAUGGCUGAAUACGUCGCGGUCGCGCUGCGUUUGCGUUAUUCUGUGACAUAAAAUUCCAUCAAAUCAUCUUGAAAUUUUUCUCAAAUGUACUACUAUCAUUGGUUGAAACCAUGAGAACCGCUUCGCAGCCGCGACGCGCUGAGCCAUUCUAAACGCGUCCAUCUUUUUUUUCUGGUUUUGAAAAGAUUUUUAUUUGCAAUCUCUUUUUACAUUCCAGAUCAACUCAUUACUGAUCGAUGUUUGGAUGGAAAUCGGUUUGCUGCCAAAACCAUUAUUUCCGCUCGUUGGAGCCCAGUUUUGGAGCCCGGUUGUUAUGGAUCUCGGAUUGGACAAGUAUUUAGCGGCAGUGAGAAACAUUUUUGCUUUUGAAAAAAAAAGUUGAAAACAUUUCUGGAAAAAGAGUUGACUAUGACUACUGGGAGAAUUUCCAGUGAUCCCUUAAGGAUUUCGAAUUUUUAGUGGUCACUUAAGCGGCUAAAAAUCCUCUCUAGAAGUUCGAGUAGUACUAGUAGAUUACUAUAGUGGCCACUGAGAGGCAAAAAGCUGAGUAGAGGUGGUUAUAGUGGCCGCUUUAGAGCCCUCUCCAAGUAGUCUUUGAGAAACCUCUUAAGUGACCACUAGAGUUUCACCCAAUUAUUAGUGAAUAUUUUGAGCCUAAUAAAUCCUGAAUCUCAAAAACUUUCCUUGUAUUUUAAUUUUAUAGUUACAAAUUAUAAUUUAUACCAUAUCGCUCAUCAUACCUCAUAGUCAUACGUUACAGUUCAAGUUUAAGACUUCAGCAGCUAUUUGAUGAAAUGAUUAUGAACAAAUUCUUCCUUGAAUACACGGCUAAUCUCAUUAUUUUUUCAAGUGAUUGAGUCGGUCAAUUGUUUCUUCUGAAAAGUUCUCAUAAUGAAUAUUUUGCUCCGAAAUAACCAAAUUCAGAAUAUAUUUUUCGUCCUCUUGGAAUUAUGCAUAACAACGAUCGGAACAUGCUUCAUUCAUCAACAUGAUGUCGCCGCCGAAAUGGUCAAGGUAGUCUUGAUAUUUUAUAAAUUGGUGGGAUCGAAAAAUCGAAAAAAAAAAAGUUAUUUUUCACUUCUCCGCCAUUCACUUCUUCAUUAUUGAUUUUUUGGUGGUAUGAAAAAAACACCAGCGAAAAUUCAAACGGCGACUUUUCCGAUUUUUUCAUAUUGCUAGAGAACUUUCCGACGGCCACUUUUCCGACGGAUCCCUUUCCGACUUUUUUCCCUUAUCUUUUUUCGGUUUUUAAAACAUCUAUUAACAUUUUUUUUCCUAUUUCUUUGUGUUUUAAUCAUCAACCAACUACCUACAUUAUAUAGGAAGAUUCAAAAUGAAGAUUUUAUCGAGAAAAAAAGUCGGAAAAAGAUUCGUCGGAAAGGUGGCCGUCGGAAAGUUCCCUAGCGAUACGAAAAAAUCGGAAAAGUCGUCGUUUGAAUUUUCGCUGGUGUUUUUUUCAUACCACCGAUUUUUUACUCCUUCUAUACUUACUACAUGUUCUAAUUGCCCAACUUUGAGAUAAACCCAAUUGCUGGACAGUCUACUGGGUAAUACCUCAAGGAAGCAAUAGAAGAGCAAAACCAAGAUUAGUUUGAGCUCAACCGUCAUGAGAAAACACGGAUUUUUUUUUCGAAAAAGUCGAGAUUAUUCAGGGGACCACGGUCGGAAAAAUAAGAUGGCGUAUUUUCAUCGUUUUCACUGUUUUCUGCUCUUUCGCCAUCGGGGUCGUUGACGAUUUUUCAAAGCUGACCCCGUUGGAACAACAAACCAGCAUCAAAGAAGUUGGUUUUAUUUUUUUAAUCGUAGAAAGUUGAAAAAUGAGAAGAAGGCUGAGUUUUCGAGUGUCUGCGUCUCCCUGGCGACGUCAGAGAUAUACGAAAACAGCAUGUAAACAUGAGAGAGUCGUUGAGAGACGAGGAGGGCGCAGAGAAGUGCCGUCCUUUCAAAAAUGGACUAUUUGGUUCUUUCAGAAAAAUUUUGAACUCAUGAAUCUUUUUUUAUCGAUUUAUUUUAUCAAACCGAUCCAAAGUUCCAUUUAAUAUUUGCAACAGAAUUUCUUUAAAGGAACUUUCCGAUGAGUCAGGAAGCUUAAAAAUUCAAAAAAGGGGCGUUGCCAGCCAAUAAAACGGCUCAUUUGGUUGAGAGAGCUCUUUAGGAUUAAUAAGACUAAAUUUUAAAAAAAAGUAGAAUUUAAAAAAUGAUAUUAUUUUUUUCAAAGUUUUGCAAUGAAGUCCUCGGUCGUCGAAUUUUGAGAAUUUCUGAUUUUUCUGCCUUUUUUCUCGGGUUUACGUGCUAUUUUGAUGUUUUAUGAUCACUACGGUGAGAGAAAAGAGAGCGCAGACAGGUCAGAGUGUUUAUGGAGUGAUGAAAUUUCAACACUUUCCUCAAAUUUUUUUCAAAAAGCCCAGGAAAAAUUCAGAAAAAAAUUUCUUCCAUUCUGAAAUUGAAAAUUCUCUAAUGGGACGGUUCUCAGAUGGGGAGGCUUUUUAUUAUUUUUUAUUUUCAGUACUAUCCAUACACGAUCAAUUUAUCUUUGGACAAUGUUAUUCUCUAUGAUUAUUCUCUGAAUAAAACUGUAAUUUAUGCACUAACUUUCGUCUAUUUAUUCUCUACGACGACUACAAUUUUGCUCUGUUGCCUCGCAGCCCGGACUUUUAUGAUUCUGAAAAAUGUGACCGGAAUUUUUUCGAGAAGAACUGCCGAGUUGCAGAAGAAUGUGCUGAGAAGCUUGGUGGCGCAGGUUUUUUCUUUCUUGAAAUGGUCGCAAUUGGAAUGGCUCAACGCGUUGCGGUCGCACACAAAUGAUUGAUGGCCGUACUUCAGCAGCUCGCUAUAAUGAUUCACCAUGCUCACGCGCGAAAGUCGUUUCAAGUCGGCGGAGCACGCUUUGAGCCAUUCCAAAUGCGACCAUGAGCUUCCAAAUAAAUAAAUUUUUCCAGUGCGUCGCCCCUUUAAUCCUCUUCUUCGUUCCGCUUUUUGGAUGUGGAUUUAUUGUUCUUCUUCAGGUUUAUACGUUAAAUUGUCAGUUUUUUUCUUAUCAAUAAUUUUUUUCAAAUUCCAUUCAAUAAAAAAAGAAAACGAUAAUAUUGCUUGAAAAAUUAAAAAAAGCGAUAAAGUGGUCAUUUCAAGAAAAAAAUCCAAAAAAAUUGGUUUGAAGACACUUGAGAGACCACUUUCAUAAUAUUUCCUGCGAUUUAUUCUCAAUCGAAUCAAAAUAUGUGAGUAGGCUAUUUUAUAAAAAACCUUUGAAACUGGAAAAUGACCCAAAGGGGAGUUUACCUAUAAAAUGCGAACUUUUCGAAUUAAAUAUAUAGGGAGUUUGUAUUUUUCAAGUUUACUAUUAUAAGCGCACUUCAUAUUUUUGUGAAACUUGGAAAUGACAAAAAAAACGAGGUUGGAAGCCAGAAUUUCCAAAAGUUGUGGUUUUUUGAGUAGAAAAUUGUCAAUUGAUUUUUUUUACUCCGUUCUGUGCUCCCAAGCUCUUCCUGAAUGGACUAUAUAACGCAAAAAAUUUUGCUAUUUUUCUGAGGAUCUUGCCCUAAUUCAAUGAUAAGCUUUUCAUUAAACACCUCAUAUUCUAUUUUUUGAGGGUUUGUCAUUUUCUGCACCUACAUGGUCGCCAUACACGGGAUCGCCUCGAAUUUGGCCAUGAUUUUGACGACGCCUCGAUUUCGGGAAAUGGUGUUCAAAUUUUUGAUGAUUUUGCCACAGAACCGGGUCCAUGGUCAAGGAAGCUCAAUUAUGGUUCUCACUUGA